Molecule: messenger RNA, 2058 nt
Organism: Miniopterus natalensis
Lineage: Eukaryota; Metazoa; Chordata; Mammalia; Chiroptera; Miniopteridae
Gene: ACADM
Product: acyl-CoA dehydrogenase medium chain
Biological process (GO): fatty acid beta-oxidation; medium-chain fatty acid catabolic process
Cellular component (GO): cytoplasm; mitochondrion
Molecular function (GO): medium-chain fatty acyl-CoA dehydrogenase activity; flavin adenine dinucleotide binding
Source: RefSeq, a predicted model, not a curated record
CUGCGCGCUGGGAGGAGGACCGAGUCAUCGGGCUGCGGAUGAACAUGGCAGCUGCGUUGUUGAGGCGGGGCCGCGGGGUCCUGAGAAGUCUUUCUCACUUUGACUGGAGAUCACAACAUACAAAAGCUGCCCUGAAACAUAAACAAGGAUUGGGAUUUAGCUUUGAGUUCACUGAACAGCAGAAAGAAUUUCAAGCUACUGCUCGUAAAUUUGCUAGGGAGGAAAUAAUCCCGGUUGCUGCAGAAUAUGAUAAAACUGGCGAGUAUCCUGUCCCCAUAAUUAAAAGAGCCUGGGAACUUGGUUUAAUGAAUACACACAUUCCAGAAAGUUGUGGAGGCCUUGGACUUGGAACUUUUGAUGCCUGUUUAAUUACUGAAGAAUUGGCUUAUGGGUGUACAGGAAUUCAGACUGCUAUUGAAGCAAAUUCUUUGGGGCAAAUGCCUGUUAUUAUUGCUGGAAAUGAUCAACAAAAAAAGAAAUAUUUGGGGAGGAUGACUGAAGAGCCAUUGAUGUGUGCCUACUGUGUAACAGAACCUGGAGCAGGCUCUGAUGUAGCCGGUAUAAAGACCAAAGCAGAAAAGAAAGGAGAUGAAUAUAUUAUUAACGGUCAGAAGAUGUGGAUAACCAAUGGAGGAAAAGCUAAUUGGUACUUUUUAUUGGCUCGUUCUAAUCCGGAUCCUAAGGUUCCUGCUAGUAAAGGCUUUACUGGAUUUAUUGUGGAAGCAGACACCCCAGGGAUACAGAUUGGAAGAAAGGAAUUAAAUAUGGGUCAGCGGUGUUCAGAUACAAGAGGAAUUGUCUUUGAAGAUGUGAAAGUGCCUAAAGAAAAUGUUUUAAUUGGUGAGGGAGCUGGUUUCAAAAUUGCAAUGGGAGCUUUUGAUAAAACCAGACCUCCAGUAGCCGCUGGUGCUGUGGGACUAGCACAAAGGGCUUUGGAUGAAGCUACCAAGUAUGCCCUGGAGAGGAAAACUUUUGGAAAGCUGCUCGUAGAGCACCAAGGAGUAUCAUUUUUGCUGGCCGAAAUGGCAAUGAAAGUUGAACUAGCUAGAUUAGCUUACCAGCGAGCCGCUUGGGAGGUUGAUGCUGGUCGUCGAAAUACCUUUUAUGCAUCUGUUGCAAAGGCAUUUGCUGGAGAUAUUGCAAAUCAGUUAGCUUCUGAUGCUGUGCAGAUUUUUGGAGGCAAUGGAUUUAAUACAGAAUAUCCUGUAGAAAAACUAAUGAGGGAUGCCAAGAUCUAUCAGAUUUAUGAAGGUACAGCACAAAUUCAAAGGCUUAUUAUAGCUCGUGAACACAUUGGCAAGUUUAAAAAUUAACAAGAUUGCUGUAGAAACGUGAUUAAUUGUUGAGCAAAUAGAACAUAAUCCAGUAUUUAAGCUACAAAAAAGAGAAAGGGCUUUACGACUUUUCCCAGUGAAAAUCUUAAAAUAAGUACUGUUAACUAAACAUAUGCAACUGAUUCUAAUAGUAGUUUUACGUUUGUUUGAUUUUAUGACUUGCCUUUCCUCAAAUAGAUUUGGUUCCAUUAAAAUUAUGUGUUGUCCUCAGUACCACUGUACUUGAACUAUAUUAACCUUGAAAAAUACAUUUGUUUUGUUAUUUUGACUUCUUAAAGUAACAAAUUCCUUGGAAUUUUAAUGUUUUUCCAAUGACAGAAAAGUGGGUUUAUAAAAGUAUUUAGGAUGUUCUAAAAUUUACAUUGAGGAAAUUUUGUCAGAUUUGGAUGCCAUCAAAUAACUUGCCAGUGAUUUUGUAGACUUAAUGAUGCUGUGCUAGAGGAGUUCAUUUUGUUGUAAUUUGGAAAGCAUUUGUUUUCAAUUUUGUACAGUAAUUGUAAAAAAAUUGAUGUUCAUAUUCUCCCAUUAUACAACAACCAGAAGUUAAUUCUGAGCCCACAUUUCACUUGCCUUAUUUAAAAUAAAUCUAUAAAAUUUGCCUUAAAUUAUUUUUAUAUGACUCCAUUGAUCUCUGGGUAGCUUUUGGUUUAUUGUACACAAUCUCAUUUCAUGUGCAUACUUUCUGAAAAGAAACGUAAAUAAAAUUAUUCAAUACUUAUUAGCA